AUGGCGACCAAGAAGAUCACGCCGAUGUUCAACGACUACGUGUACGAGGCGAUGCGGCGGAUUGCGGUCGAGCAGGGCUUUACGCCGGAUCUGUUCUCGGUGGACUUCGACGAGGAGACGCGCAUGGAGUGCGACGGGUACGUGAGCUUCGUGUUCAAGGCCAUCAUCAAUGGGGACGACCGGGAGUUUACCGUGUGGUGCAAGGUGCCGCCGAACGACGACCCGCGCUCGCUGGAGCUGUUCAAGCGCGAGUGUCUGUUCUAUCGGGAAAUUCUGAACGGGUUCUACGAGUUCCAGUCGGAGAAGGGUGUGUCGGAGGAGUCGGGCGAAGGGUUCUACGCAACGCCCCGGUGUUACCUGGCGCACUGCGAUACCGAGAAGCCGGAACCGGAGGCCCUGAUCAUGCUCGAGUACAACGAGGCGUACGAGAAGUGGGACUGGGACAAGCUGGAACCGAUCAAUGUUGAGCACACGAAGCUGUUGAUGCAGCAGCUCGGUCGGUUGCAUGCGCUCUCGUUUGCGCUGAAGGAGCAGCGGCCGGAAGCGUUCGAGCAGUACAAGCAGAUGACGGACGUGCUGGCGACCCAGGAUGGGCUGGUGACGUUGAUGAAGGAGUCGUUCGAUCGCGCCCUCACCACCAUGAAGACGCGCUUCGAAGACGAGCGGGACAAGAUCGUCGCCGUCAAGGAUGCCGUAUUCGAGGCUCUCAAGGGUUACUUCGAUCCGGCCCGGGCAGAACCAUACUAUGUCAUCACGCACGGGGACUGUUGGAUCAACAAUCUCAUCUACUCUCACAACCAGAAUAAUGUGGCCACGGGAGUGAUUCUUACCGAUUGGCAAUCCUCACGGUACGCGUCGCCCGUUCUCGACCUGUGCUACUUCUUCUUUAUCUCCGCCGGGGAGCAGUUCCGGCGGGAGCACAUGGACAGCAUGCUGCACCACUACCAUGCCGCCCUGGCCGACUUCCUGGCCAAGCUCGGUGGGGACGCGUCGCGUCAGUUCCCGCUCACCACCCUGCUGCGUCUCAUGAAGCCAUACCGGGACCUGUUGGGGAGUUAGCUCCACGCCCCGUUCCCGCGAUCCCGGGAGUAAACGCGGGAUACCAAUACGAGCCACCGUGUCGACGUUCCGUUGACGCUCCCAUCCGAUCGGAUCGUGGGAAUAUCAUUAAUCUGCCCCGCCUCUGGCCACUCAAAUCGGGCACAAAUGGUCCGGGAGCCAGCCAAGGCUCGUCCGAAUCAACCCCGUGUGUGGCGGGUGGAGAAGACACAACGAG
This is a messenger RNA of Anopheles coustani, 1276 nucleotides long. RefSeq lists its product as uncharacterized. The transcript is spliced from 2 exons. Lineage: Eukaryota; Metazoa; Arthropoda; Insecta; Diptera; Culicidae. Bases 1 to 1059 code for a protein of 352 amino acids. The record is from RefSeq and is a predicted model, not a curated record.